Molecule: messenger RNA, 2426 nt
Organism: Marmota monax (woodchuck)
Lineage: Eukaryota; Metazoa; Chordata; Mammalia; Rodentia; Sciuridae
Gene: Cdkn1b
Product: cyclin dependent kinase inhibitor 1B
Exons: 3
Coding region: 440-1036 (198 amino acids)
Biological process (GO): regulation of cell cycle; G1/S transition of mitotic cell cycle; negative regulation of cell population proliferation
Cellular component (GO): cytoplasm; nucleus
Molecular function (GO): cyclin-dependent protein serine/threonine kinase inhibitor activity; protein-folding chaperone binding
Source: RefSeq, a predicted model, not a curated record
GCCAUAUUGGGCAACUAAAAAAGGGGGCUCGUCUUUUCGGGGUGUUUUUCUCCCCCUCCCUUCUCCCCACUUUCUCACGGCUCCGCGACUCCGACCGCGGCAAGGUUUGGAGAGCGGCUGGGUUCGCGGGACCGCGGGAUUGCACCAGCCUGGACUUGGACUGGCUUUGCCACCUCCUCCUUCCUCCUCCCCUCCCUUCCCCGCCCUCCCGCUCGCCCGUACACUUGAUCGGCGGAGACUUUAGGCUGUCUGUCCCGGGCGUCCCCGCACUCACUCCCCCAGACCUGCGCGCUCCUGAGGCUCGGGCUUGUUUCUCUUGGCUCUGAGGGCAGUCGCAGGGCUUAUUAGAGGAGUCCGGACUGCGUCGGGGUGUUUUGUUGUGUUCGGUUUUGCUUUUUGAGAGAGGGAGCUAGGCGGUCAAGACCCGACCGGGAGAAAAAUGUCAAACGUGCGAGUGUCUAACGGGAGCCCGAGCCUGGAGCGGAUGGACGCCCGACAGGCUGAGCACCCUAAGCCCUCCGCCUGCAGAAACCUCUUCGGUCCCGUGAAUCACGAAGAGUUAACCCGGGACUUGGAGAAGCACUGCAGAGAUAUGGAAGAGGCAAGCCAGCGCAAGUGGAAUUUCGAUUUUCAAAACCAUAAGCCCCUGGAGGGCAAAUACGAGUGGCAAGAGGUGGAGAAGGGCAGCUUGCCUGAGUUCUACUACAGACCCCCGCGGCCCCCCAAAGGCGCUUGCAAGGUGCCGGCGCAGGAGAGCCAGGAUGUCAGCGGGAACCGCCAGGCGGUGCCUUUAAUUGGGUCCCAGGCAAACUCAGAGGACACGCACUUGGUAGACCCAAAGACUGACCCGUCAGACAGCCAGACGGGGUUAGCGGAGCAGUGCGCAGGGAUGAGGAAGCGACCCGCAACAGAUGAUUCUUCUUCUCAAAACAAAAGAGCCAACAGAACAGAAGAAAAUGUUUCAGACGGUUCCCCAAGUGCUGGUUCUGUGGAGCAGACUCCCAAGAAGCCGGGCCUCCGAAGACGUCAAACGUAAACAGCUCCAGCUCGAAUUAAGAAUGUGUUUCCUUGUUUAUCAGAUACGUCAUUGCUUGAUGAAGCAAGGAAGAUAUACAAGAAAAAAAUUUAAAUACAUAUCGCUGACUCCAUGGAAAAGACAUCCUGUAUAAGCACUGAAAAGCAACAACACAAUAACACUAAAAUUUUAGGCACUCUUAAAUGACCUGCCUCUAAAAGCGUUGGAUGUAGCAUCGUGCAAUUAGGUUUUUCCUUAUUUGCUUCAUUGUACUACCUGUGUAUAUAGUUUUUACCUUUUAUGUAGCACAUAAACAUUGGGGAAGGGAGGGCAGGGUGGGGAUGAGGAAUUGGCCUGGGUGGGGGUGAAGAACUUGCUUCUGUUUAUAGCAAGGAGAAAAAUAUUUGACUUGCAUAACCGAAGCAAUUUUGGGGAAGGGCUUCAACUGUUUUUUUUUUAAAGAUGUAAUGUCCCUUUCAGUGACACUGAUAUUUCAUUUUUAAAAUCAAAAUUUGAAAACUGGCUACAAAUAAUUGCUAUUUAUUUUUACAUGAAGCUUAUUCUUAUUUGGGAGUUCUUAUGAUUCCGUUAUGUACUAGCAAAUGUCUUUAAAAACAAAAAAACAGCAACAACUGUUUUUCUCAGUGUCUCUAACCCUGUGCCCCCCCCCCCAGUUUCCCUUAAAAUUAGAAUAUACCAGAUAAUUAUUCAGCAGUUUGGUAAUCACUUCAAGUAAUUUUGAACAAAAAUCUGGGGCAUGUGAUGGAGAUUUCUGAAUGCCCAAAACUGACCAUCUACAUUUACCAAAUUUGUUGAGAAAAUGUCUUAGUUUUCUUUUCUCUUUGAGCUGUGUAGACACAGUAAAAACAAUUUGAAAUCCCGAGGUAUUUUUAAAGAUUGAUAAGUAGCUUCACAGAUACACACAAAAAAAAUGAAAUAAUUUUUAAUUUAAUCUUCUCUAAUUGUUAAUUUGCCCAAAGGAAAAUAGUAUUUUUAAAGGAAAGCGCAUGUAAAGAAAAGCACACUUGUGGAAUAAUGGAAAUGGAUACUACAUCUUUAAACAGUAUUUCUUCAUUGCCUGUGUAAGUGUAUGAAACAAAACCAUUUGAAGUGUACCUGUGUACAUAACUCUGUAAAGACACUGAAAAAUUAUACUAACUUAUUUAUGUUAAAAAGAGAUUUUUUUUUUUUUUAAUCUAGACAAUAUACAAGCCAAAGUGGCAUGUUUUGUGCAUUUGUAAAUGCUGUAUUGGGUAGACUAGGUUUUCCCCUUCUUUUGUUAAAUAAUAUGGCUAUGCUUAAAAGAUUGCAUACUGAGCCAAGUAUAAUUUUUUGUAAUGUGUGAAAAAGAUGCCAAUUAUUGUUACACAUCAAGCAAUCAAUAAAGAAAACUUCCAUAGCUAUUCAUUGA